Trichomycterus rosablanca is the source of this 1073-nucleotide messenger RNA. RefSeq lists its product as uncharacterized. NCBI's taxonomy places the organism in Eukaryota, Metazoa, Chordata, Actinopteri, Siluriformes, Trichomycteridae. The transcript has 4 exons. The coding region runs from base 1 to 864 and encodes 287 amino acids. The record is from RefSeq and is a predicted model, not a curated record.
AUGGUUCCGCUGCAGCUAGUCGGAGCCUCGGAACACUUCAGUGUUGGAGUUUGGACUUGGAGCAGAGCAGCUGGAACAAUUUCUCGUCUCUUGUGGUUUUGGUCGCGGUUCCGCCGGAGCCGGCGGCCCGACGCGAACCCUGACGACCCCGAGGAGGAGGCAGAGAACGUGAGGAACGACGAAGCUGAGAGAGCAAAUACGAGAAGCAAGCGGGGGAAGAAAUGGAGGAGGAUUUUUAGGAGGAAGAACAGGGAGACGGGGAUGGAGGUGGAAGAAGAAGCGGGAGAGAGCAGCGCAGAGCAGGGGCCGGCCGGGGUGGAACACCACCGGGACGCCACCGAACUGCUCCCGGCUCCAGCGGAGAACGCUGAACGUCCUGCUGGUGGAGAGGAAGCCAUCGACUCUGUGCCGGACGGAGGUGACGAGAUGGUCGACCAGCGUCAGGAUAACGAGAUCCUGAUGGAGACAGAAAGCGAGGACGUCAAGGAGCUGGCGAACUUCCUCCUGGAUGAAACCGAAGCGGAGAGCGAGCGCAUCACGGAGCUGACGGAGAACACGCUGGAUGACUUGGAGGCGUCGUGCAGCGAGCUCGAGGAUAAGAUUUUGAAGCUGCUGGAGGAAGCUGAAGCUGCUGAAGCCAGGAUGGAGGAGUUGAAGCGAGAAGAGGCUGAAGCCUUCGCUCGUGAAGAUUACGGAGGAAUGCUGGUGAUGAGCGAGGGUGUCGAGGAUAUCUAUGAGAUCAUGGUCAGCGCCGGUGAUACAAGACUGAGCUCGGACGAGCGUUCACGCAUAAGGGUCACGCCCUUCUGGUAUGAAAGUGGCCUGCUGUUCCCCAGACACGCCAGGAGAAGGGACGGGAUUUAGGAGGAGGAGGAGAAGUGGAGCUCCGGAGACGGGCAGCGGGAGAGGAGAAACUUCUGAACCCCACCAGCACACCAACAUCAAACCAAGUCGGGGGCUAAGGUGGACCCAUCCAGAACAGAGAACAAAAGGAGAACAGACGAGCAGAAGAACAUCGGAGGAGACGCUUCUGAGGAACAUCAGUCCAAACACUAAUAAAGCACCGCAGCUCA